UCCAACUAACCACAUUUCACCACCACAAUAUAUAUACAUAUAUAUUCCACCUAUACAUACACACAGAUACUUUCAGCAGCCCCCCUCCACCCACCGUCAACAAUGGCCGCCGCAGCACUCAUCGGCGCCUGCAUCCUCGCCAUCUUCAUCGCAUACAAACUGUACCAGCGCUUCCGCUACAAGCUGCCCCCCGGCCCCCGCCCCCUGCCCUACUUCGGCAACCUCUACGAUCUGAAACCCCUCCUCGUCCGUUGCUUCACCGACUGGUCCCAAAUCUACGGCCCGAUCUUCUCCGUCUACUUCGGCUCCCACCUCGGCAUCGUGGUCAACUCGCCGGAGCUCGCGAAGGAAGUAUUGAAGGACAAGGACCAACUCCUGGCCAAUCGGAGCCGGACACAUCAGAUCAACAAGGUCAGCAAAAAUGGCAUGGAUUUGAUCUGGUCCGACUAUGGGCCCCACUAUGUGAAGGUGAGGAAAUUGUGUACUCUCGAGCUUUUCUCGGCGAAGAGAAUCGAGGCGCUCCGGCCAAUUAGAGAAGAUGAAGUUACUUACAUGGUGGAAUCCAUGUUCAACGACUGCGUUAAGCCUGAAAACAAGGGGAAAGCGUUGGUUCUACGCAAGCACUUGGAAAUGAUGGCGUUCCUUCACAUAACAAGGUUGAGUUUCGGAAAGAGGUUCAUGGACUCAAAAGGAGUGGUCGACGCGCAGGGAGAAGAGCUGAAGGACAUUCUAAACAGCUCGAUUAAACUAAGCAGCAAGAAAUCGAUCGCGGAGUUUAUUCCGUGGCUGCUGUAUUUGUUCAAGGCCGAAAGCGAGGCACUAGCCAAGAACAAUACUCGUUCGGAUGACUUCACGAAGAAAAUCAUGGAGGAGCACAAUCUCGCACGCCAGAAAACGGGCAACACGAAAAGCCAUUUCUUCGAUGCUUUGCUUACUUUGCAAAAGGAGUAUGACCUCGUCGAGGACACCGUUAUUGGCCUCCUUUGGGACAUGAUAUCAGCUGGGAUGGACACAACCACGAUAGUAGUCGAAUGGGGUAUGGCGGAGAUGGUGCGAAACCCUAGGGUGCAACAAAAAGUACAAGAGGAGCUCGAUCGUGUGGUCGGAAAAGACCGAAUCAUGACCGAAUCCGACAUCCCCAAUCUGCCGUACCUGCAGUGCAUGGUAAAGGAGUGCUUCCGGAUGCACCCCCCGACCCCACUAAUGCUCCCCCACAAGGCGGGCACGGACGUCAAAAUCGGGGGCUACGAUAUCCCGCAGGGCGCCACGGUGAGGGUUAACGUGUGGUCCCUCGCGAGGGACCCCAAGUUGUGGGAUGCGCCCCUCGAGUUCAGGCCCGAGCGGUUCCAGGAAGAGGAUAUAGAUAUUAAGGGGACGGAUUAUCGGUUCCUUCCAUUUGGUUCCGGAAGGAGAAUAUGCCCCGGAGCACAGCUGGCGAUUAAUUUGGUGACUUCGACUUUAGGGCAUAUGUUGCACCACUUCGAGCUGGCCCCACCGAAUGGAGUUAGGGUUGAAGAUAUCGACUUGAUGGAACAACCUGGUACGGUUACUUACUUGCGAACUCCGUUGGAAGCCGUGCUUACGCCGAGGUUGCCUGCUGACCUGUACAAGCGCGUGGCUGUGGGGAAUAUUUGAGAGGCUUAUGAUAUAUUUAUGCAUGUUUAUUUCUUGUUGUAUCAACAUUUUUCACGUUUUUUUUUUCUUUUUCUAUUUGGAUGUUUUCUUUUUUUUCUUUCUGGGUGACAAUCUUUUGUCCUAAAGUGUAUCAAAACUUUGAGAAAAAAAAUUAGUUUAAUAAAUUACCAAAGUGUGGCAAGAGAA
Messenger RNA from Erythranthe guttata (spotted monkey flower), 1821 nucleotides. Its product is annotated as cytochrome P450 98A2. Gene Ontology annotation, molecular function: heme binding; iron ion binding; monooxygenase activity. The record is from RefSeq and is a predicted model, not a curated record. Lineage: Eukaryota; Viridiplantae; Streptophyta; Magnoliopsida; Lamiales; Phrymaceae.